AUGUUACCUGUAGGUUGGGUCCCCUGUAAGAACCACUGUGCCAUGUUACCUGUAGGUUGGGUCCCCUGUAAGAACCACUGUGCCAUGUUACCUGUAGGUUGGGUCCCCUGUAAUAACCACUGUGCCAUGUUCCACACAGCUUGGGUCCGGCCGCUGGGCUGCUGGACUGACCGAGCCUCCCGAGCCAUCCAGCCGCUAGAGGGGACAGACCCGCUCCUGUCCGACUCCUACCAGAGCCGGCAGGAGCCGCUGCAGAAGUGCUAUUCCGUCUCGCGAGACUUGGGCUACAGCGUGUUCGCGCUGCAGAACGGCGGCUGGUGCGCUUCCACUGCCACCGCGCAGGACACCUACCGGAUGUACGGGGCGUCAUCGGGUUGCCAGGCCGACGGGGAGGGCGGGGGGUAUGCAAAUGAAGUCUACGAAAUCAUCGAUGAAGACCACAACCCUUACCGAUCAUCCUUCCUGUCCAACGCUAGGAGUUUUCAGUGCGGAAGUGAGGCAACUAUGUACGUCAUUUCCGGGAAUGAGAGCAGUAUUGGGCAAAUACUGAGCCCGCGUCACGGCGGAGGCAGCUACCCAGCAAGCAGCGCGUGCAGCUGGCUCAUCGGCGCGGGCGAAACGGGACAAAUCUCGCUUAACUUUACACAGUUCAGCUUGGAGAACAGCUCGGCGUGUUCGGACGACUACGUGGCUAUUUACGAUGGACCUGGCACAUCAUCGCAGCUGCUGGGGAAAUUCUGUGGCACCGACGGACCGGGAGUGGUGAACUCCACGGCUGGAUAUUUGCUCGUCGUCUUCAGAUCCGAUAACUCUUUGGAAUUCAGAGGGUUUGAAGCGGAUAUCACGACCAGGACAGUGUCAACGACUAUCCCGGAAUGUUAUCCAGAUAUCAGUCUUGCUGGAGGAGGACCGACCAUGGACCAGGCCUUACCGGUGGAGAGGCCGGUGCCCUUUACCAUUCAGGCUAUUACUGACGUCACAUGUAAUGAGACAUACUCUGUCGAGUUUCAGUGGAUGGUUUAUUCCUAUAUUGACGGCUUGCUUCAGUGGACAGAUGUCAGUGUGCCGUCAAACUACCAGGAAAUAUUCAUACCCAAAAACACCCUGCAUCCCGGACUGGUCAGACUAGAUCUGAACGCGACUGUUGUGGUUGAGAGAACAGGUGCCAGGAAUUCUCUAGUUGAAGCCCGGUGGGUGGAGAUAGUCCUCUCCCCGCUAGUGACGUCCAUCACGGGCGGGUCCGCCAGAGCUGUGAGCCGGCUGGAAGACUUAGUGCUCAGCGCGACUGAUUCUUACGACCCCAACGGGAUUGUAACAGACUCGGCCGAUUUGAACUUCACCUGGAGCUGCUUGGAAGAAAACGGUCGCCACUGCAGCAUAUUCCCGGACGGAGGGCGCCAGCCGCAGUACACGGUCCCCCCGUCAUCGUUACCAGCCUCCGACAACACCUUAAACAUUUCUGUGUCAGCAAGUUUCGGCCGACAAACAGCCUCACCUUUCCAGCAGAGAGUGGAACUAAGGAAUGGAACAGUGCUGGAAGUGGAAAUCAUAGGCUGCAGCCAGACAGCUAACCCGUCCGAGCGGCUGGUGCUGCGGACAGCAUGCAGGAACUGUCCAUCGUCCUCCACGUCGUACCACUGGUCGCUGUUAGACCUCCCACGUGAGGCCGGGAUGGAGGGGGGCGACUGGACCGGCCUUCUCUCCACCAGCAGUACUUCCCCCAGUCUGGUCGUGAAAGCCAACUCACUUAAGAUCCCCGGAUCAUACAGGAUCCGCGUGGACGUAUCGGCUCCAGAAGAAGCAGCUGGAUUUGCUGAGUGUGCCUUCAACAUGAACAGCGCGCCCGAGAGCGGUACGUGCGUCAUACAACCAAUGUCUGUCAGUGAGGAGUUUUCAGUCAUAUGCGAGGGAUUCAGUGAUGCCAACACGCCAUUGGUCUACUCACUUUAUCAAAAGUCAGAUUCUUCAGACGGAUCCCUGCAGUUCUUAUCCAGCUGGCCGGAUGGCCGAAUGCCUGCAUUGCAGCUGCCCGUCGGGUCGCCAUCUAGAAACUUCACGUGCGACUUGGAAGUUCACGUAUCAGACGCGCGUGGGGCAGUCCUUAUCUCCAACACCAUGUCAGUUCAGGUUCCGUUGCCAAGUGAAGAAGAGACCUACUUCCUACUUGGAAACUUGAGCAGCACCCUGGACAGGCUGAUAGGCAGCGGUGACACGAGAGGACUCCUGAACAUUGUGCAUCGUGUCAGCUCCAUCCUCAAUGCAGACACCUUUCCUCAGCACAGGAAAAACACAGCUUCGGAGGCGCGGAGAACCAUGACUAGAAAGGUGCAGAUGAUCGCUGAACAGAUGCAGACGUUGGAAGGUUACAGGCAGCUGAGCACAGUGAUUACGGUUCUAACAGCUGCCGCAGACCAGAUAACAGCUGAAGUACAGGCUGACGUAGUUGAGAUGAUGAUGAGAGUAGUGACGUACUUCAGCAGCCAGCCCAAGGAGAUUCUCGGACCAGAGCGACUGGAGGAGGCGGCCAGAAGUGUCUUUAUCGCUGCGGCAAACAUCAUUUCGUCAUCGUUAGUAUUGUCUAACGUCAGCAACUCAACGUCUGCACAUCGGCAAGAGCUCCAACAAGCCACCAUGUCGGCGAUCGGCGCGGCUGAAGGUCUGUCUGAGGCAAUCCUGUCCCGCAAGACCCCGGAUGAAGCAGCGACGUCCUACAGUAUGACGGGAUCCACGAUCACGCUUGGCAAAUAUCGUCUCCUCCAGCCAACCAUGCCACUUGUCUUCAGAACCAACAACCAAUCAUCGAGCUUCGUGGCUGUACGGAAUAUAACCGCGCUGAUCGGCGAAGCUAACUCUGCGAUCCAUUCGAUCGGAGCAAUGAAUCUGCUCACAAGAAGCCGGCUGUACGCCGAUGCAGGCGACUCGGAGAAAGUCCAGUCCACUGUGAGCAGGCUGAGGCUCUUUACUGACUCGGGACCGCUGCAGACCGGAAACUCGGGACCGCUGCAGACCGGAAGUGGAAAUGCUCCCAUCGAGGCUGUUAGUGAACGGCUGGAGCAGUUUCCUGUUGUGGAACAUCCGGGCACAACUGAGCCUCCGUGGAAGUACGCCAUGCAGGUUCACUCCUUUAACGUGACGGAGCCAGGCAGCUCUCUUCACAUCUCGCUGUCGGAGCUGUCACGUGACGUGCCUGUCCGGCUGUACCUGAGACGAGCCAAGCUUCCAUCCCGAGAGGAAUUUGACAGGAACAUCACCAUUUCUACGCAAGCGGAAAACACACCGUAUUCGGUCGCAUUCGAUGAAACAACUGUGUUGAGACAGGACAGAUACACGUGGUUUGUUCCGCCCGAUGACGUCACGGCAGUUGGUGGACCUGGUGAAUUUACAGUCGGCGUUGAGCAUGUUCCUUAUGCCGGGAAUGUGACAACUUCACCUGAUGUGAGUGCGGAAGAAUACAGUCAUGUCAACUUCACCCUGAACUACAAGAUAACGCUCUUCACAACAAACUGUCUCUCAUUCAAUGAAACAUCUCAUCGUUGGGCGUCAGACGAUUGUCGUGCUGGCCCACUGACGACCACCGCACGGUCCCACUGCUACUGCAACCGCCUGGCGACAUUCAGCUCCGGCUUCACGUUCUACCACGCAGAGCGCGCAGUUAUCCCACUGGAGCCCCCUACACCAGAGUGUUUUCCUGGCGUCACAUUGUCUGGUGGCGGUGUCGACCAAUCAGCAGCGCUAGCUGUGGAGCGGCGGGUUCCACUGACCAUCCAGAGCACACUCGUCAUAUCUUGUAACGAAUCGUACACCGUCGCCUUCCAUUGGCAAGUUUUCCAUUACGUCAUGGGCCAUGUAGAGCCUGUUUCCCUGCCCGUUCCCGCGGACUCUGCAGACAUCACCAUUCCCAAAAACACGCUGAUGUACGGACUGGUCAAAAUCGAGCUCAACGCUACCGUCAACAUCAACAGGACCGGAGACCAGAAUUCUCUCCAGGGGGAACAGUGGGUGGAAGUUUCCCCUGCGCCGCUGGUUGCACUCAUAGCGGGCGGCUCUGCGAGGGCGGUCGGCAAGCGGGGAACGCUGGUCCUCAACGCUUCAUCCUCAUACGAUCCUGAUGGGAUCAUCACGGACCACACGGACUUCAACUACACAUGGACCUGUCAGGGGGAAAAUGGAACAGUUUGUAACAGUGUCUUUGAGCAGGAGGAAAGCGGGCCUUCAUUCUCCAUCCCUGCGUCGUCGCUGCCGACCGAGUCCGCCAUCUUUAAUUUCUCAGUGCACAUUAGCUCAGGCACCAGAACGUCAGCAACCUUUUCACAGACAGUAGAGCUGAAGGACGGGGAAGUCCUCAACGUUCUGAUAAGCUGCUUUGUGAAUUGUAACGACCGGAUCAACCCUUCCGAGCGACUCGUCCUGGUGACGUCAUGCGAUAACUGCCCCCCUGACACCGUCUACUCCUGGUCUCUGAGAGACUCUCCGACGACCUUUGGACGGGACGACUUGGACUGGGUCGUGGAUACCGCCACCGGGAGGAGCGCACAGGAUUUGGUGGUCAAGGCCAACGUCUUAAACGUACCAGGAGACUACACCCUGAGGCUGGAUGUCAUGUCGACUUCAGGGUCCCGAGGUCUGGGCGGAGCUGGGUUUACUGAGGCGCGGGUGAAUGUGAACGAACCGCCCACUCCCGGCACGUGCUCGGUCUCUCCCGCCUCCGGCACAACCGCCAGCACACUCUUCUCCGUGUCCUGCCGAGGGUUUCAAGACACGGACAGACCGCUGAUAUAUGCUCUUUACUACAGCGACGGACAGACUACAGCCUUCCGUGCCCUAUUCAGUGGACCACAAAGUGAACUGCCUCCUACGCUUUUGCCUGUUGGACAAGAGUCACGCGAUUUCAACGUCACCCUGCAAGUCCGUGUCUCGGACGCAUUUGGAGCCGUGGCUUACUCUAACAACAUGACGGCACAGGUGCAGUUGCCUAGCGCCGAGGAGACUGUUGCAGCGCUGGGGAAUCUCAGCAGCAACAUUGACAACCUGCUGGACAGUGGGAACUCCCAGGGCGUGGUGCAGCUGGCCAGCAGUAUCGGCUCCGUGCUGAACACACCGGGUCGAGAUGCAACAAACGAAAGUAGAACCGCAGCACAAAAGGCGAGAACGAAGCUGGUGACUGCCUUGGAAGCCGUGGAAGUGCAGACAGUAGAGAACAUCAAUCUGCUGGCCGGCGCUCUCGGGCAGGUCACGGCUGCCGAUGACCAGGUCACGCCUGAUGCCCAGGUUUCCUCCUCAUCCAUCGCGCUGAAGAUGUCCCAAGUUCUGAGCAGCCAGUCCGUGCAGGACCUGGGGGCGGAGGGUCUGGAGGAGUCGGCCGGAAACGUGCUCAGUGUGGUUGUCAACACCCUACAAGCUUCUUCCACGUCUGCCUCUGCUCAAAGACGCUCCGGAUCAGUAGAAGACGGAACAACGCAGCUUGCAAAAAACCAACAGGCGACCACCACCAUGUUUGCUGCUAUGGAGAACGUUAACGGCGCCAUCUUGGACCGCAAGACCCCGGAUGAGAGCCAGACUGCCUUUGACUUUGGCACAUUUGGAAUUGCCGUUAACAAAGAACGGUGCAGCGCGACGUCAUCGGCUCCCAAAAUCACAAGGACCAGCGACACGUCACUCAACUUCUUCGUCGUUCCUAGCACCAGCACGCUGUUGGGGGGAAGCUGCGGAGGGGAAAGCUCCGUUGGAACUGAGAAUUUCCAGUCCAAGAAAAACCCCUACGCCUACUCCGGAAGCUCUGACGCGGUGCAGUCGUCUGUGAACGGGCUGACGGUCCGGGGGCAGGGCGGUCCUCUGGCGGUCAGCAGGCUGAGCGAGCCCGUGCAGAUCGUGACGGAGCGUGCGGAGGGACUGCCGGCGGCAACUGAGACGGGAUCUACCGUGCCGUCCUGGCAGCAGGCCAUGUCGAUGCACUCCUUUAACGUGACGGAGGCCGGGAGCUCCAUCCACAUCACGGUGCUGUCUGUGGAGCAGAACGUCUCCCUCCGGCUGUACCUCAGGCGGAACGACCGCCCCACACGCACGAACUUUGACCUCAACACGACUCUGCCUCGCCCGUAUUCUGAAGUAUUCAAGGUCCAGCUCGGGAACAAUCAAAGCGCGGACCAAAGCACGUUCAACUGGUUUAUUUCUGCUGACGAAAUCCUGAAUGUUGGGGGAGUCGGAGAGUUCACAGUGGGUGUUGACCAUGUUCCCUAUACGGAAGCCGGGAGGACAGAGCAAAGCAUUCAGAGUGACUACAGUCACGUCAACUUCACAACAAACUACACCAUGCAGAUCUUCACUACAACCUGCCUCUUCUUUGACGAAGUCACACAGCAGUGGAAGUCUGACGGUUGUAAGGCCGGUCCGCUGACAAGUGAUCGCCUGUCCCACUGUUUCUGUGACCAUCUGACGUCGUUUGGAUCCGGUUUCACCUUCUUUGUUGCCCCGAAUUCUCUCAACAUCCUUCAGGCUCUUCAGGGCUUCCUGAACAUCGGCGAGAACCCAGCUGUAGUCAUUUGUAUCAGCGUUAUUUUCGGUCUCUACCUCUUGUUGGUGAUCUGGGGAAGGCACAAGGACAAAGAAGAUGCCAGGAAGGUCGGAGCCACUCUGCUAAGAGCCUCCCGGCGAGGACACGACAACUUCUACAGAAUCAUGGUGUUUACUGGGCCCAGGGCGAGCGCUGGGACAACAGCACGGGUUUCUCUAAAACUGUUUGGAGAGUCCGGCGAAGCUGGCCCUGUUGUGUUGGAGGAUCUGGACCGGGUCACGUUCCAGCAGGGCGCGGUGGACACGUUUGUGCUGUCGGCAGGCUGCAGAUUGGGCGCGCUCAGCGCCGUGCACGUCUGGCACGACAACACGGGUGGGGACCCGUCAUGGUACUUGAACAAGAUAGUGGUGCUGGACUGCGACAAUGAUGAUAAAUACACGUUUGUCUGUGAGAGAUGGCUUGCUGUAGAGGAAGGCGAUGGACAAGUGGAUCGGCUCUUGCCAGUAGCGACGGAAAAGGACCUGACGAGCAUUGGCAAAGUUUUCUCUUCUAAAACUAGCAAGGAUUUCCGAGACGGGCACCUGUGGUUCUCGGUGCUGGGGCGCCCGGCCUACAGCAGCUUCACGCGUGUACAGCGUCUGUCUUGCUGCCUGUCACUGCUGCUCUGCACCAUGCUCACCAACAUCAUGUUCUUCGGCAAAGGCGAGACUUUCGCCAAACCGCCGCCGGUCGACAUUCUUGGCUUUGAGGUCCAGUUUCCCUUGUCCUGGGGUCAGAUCAUAAUAGCAGUUGAGAGUGCUCUGAUAGUGUUUCCAGUAAACUUAGCCAUCGUCCAAAUCUUCCGCUACUGUGGACAAAGGCCGAGGAAGGAGAGGAGGGACGGAAUAAAGAAGACUGGAAAGCCGAACUCCGAUAACAUAGACUCGGCUUCAACAGCUUCACAAUCCACUGCAUCAACGGCAUCGAUCGAAUUUGGUAACACGCUGGGGGAGGACGAUGUCGAGGUGAUGGUGCACAAUUUUUCCUCGCCCAGAGACAAAUCCGCCCCGCCCAUCGCUGGAAGCAAGGACGACUGGCUUUUCCACAAACUCCCUUACCACAACACCACGGGGGAAAGUAUCCAAAUGGUGGAAAGAACCUGGAUUGGUCAAAACGACAAGAACGCAACGGAAGCUAGAAGGGAGAAGAAGAAAGGGAGAACAUUGCUUCCAUGGUGGUGCGUGUUCUUUGCGUACUUUUUGGUGUUUGCGUCUUGUUUCCUGUCGGCAUUCUUCACGAUGCUGUACGGGUUCGAGUACGGCAGGGCGAAGGCCGAGGCCUGGCUCAUCACUUUCCUCACAUCCUUCUUCAUCGACCUGCUCUUCACACAGCCAAUCAAGAUCGUUCUAUUGGCCGUUUUCUUUGCGCUCAUUUUCAGGAGAAUGGACAGCGAAGAUGAAGAGGUCCCGACUGGGCAGCUGGAGGAUGAUGAGAUAUACAUGGCUGCUGAUAUGGAAAACUGGAGCAUGCCGACCUCUACCGAAACCAAUCCGCCCACCCCAGAGGAGUUAGCGGAGUCCCGAGCGCAGCGGUUCCGGGAGCUGACGGUGCGAAGCGCCUUCAAAGAGCUGCUCUUCUACGUGCUCUUCAUCGCCGUCCUGGUUAUUGUCGCCAACGGACCACGUGACUCCAUGAUGUAUUAUCAGACUAAGCACCUCCACAACACCUUUCUAUCUGGUGGCGGAAACCAUUCCCUCCAAAAGGCCACAUCUUAUGAGAAAUUUUGGAAGUUUACCGAGCUUGCGUUGGUUCCCGAAAUAAGCCCAACAAGUUGGUACAAUGGCAUGACUUUCCAGCCAGACGGUUACCUUAGCGACCACCAAUCCUACAUCGUCGGGACUGUCCGAUUCCGCCAACUCAGGGUCAAACAAGACGAGCAUUGCACGAUCCAGAAGCCGUUUAUAGGUCUCAUCAACAACUGCGAUGUGGAGUACAGCUACUUCAUGAACGAGGACAGACAUUACACGGAAGGCUGGGAAGGACCCGCAAAUGUAACAGACGAUCCGCCAGUCUAUGAAAACUACACCGAGCAGGAGCAACCUUGGCUUUAUCACGAGCCGACGCUGUACGAUAUCCCUACAAGCGGGAGAUAUGCAGUGUACUAUGGUGGCGGCUACGUCGCUGAGCUGACUAACACCACUCCUGCGGCUUUGCUGUCCACCCUGGAGAGGUUGCAAUCCAGCGGGUGGAUAGAUCAACAUACGAGAGCUGUUUUCGUGCAGUUCACGGUUUUUAACCCCAACACGAACCUGUUUUCCAUAAUGGAGCUGAUGACUGAGUUUCCAACACUAGGCAGCACCUGCGCGAAGGUAGAGGCCACAACUGUUCGCCUUUACCGCUUCCAAACCAUCUGGGCGAAGGUUGUCGCGGCUUUCCAAGGAGUAUUCGUCCUGUUUACCCUUUACUUUGUCUUUAGAGAGUUUUCCAGGAUCAUGCUGCUGGGCUGGGGGUACUUCAAGAUGUUCUGGAACUGUCUGGAGCUGAGCUUAGCGCUCCUGUCGCUGGCUGAGAUCGGCAUCCUCCUCUACACCCUGUAUCUCAUGCUGGGGUUCAACGCUCCACAAAGGGCUACAGAAGCUGCCCAGGACAGUUACGAAAAGUACCGCCAGGCGGCGCUCUGGGACCAGGUCAACACCUACGUGUUAGGCUGGCUCGUCUGUGUGGCGACCUUGAAGCUCCUGCAUCUCUUCCGCUUUAACAAGCACAUCGUCCGGGGAGCAGAUACAAUGAAAAAGGCUGCAGGUCCGCUGACUGGGUUCGGCAUUGUGUUCAUCACUGUGUUCUGCGCGUUCACCAUGCUGUUCUUCCUCGUGGUCGGCACCAAGCUGGAAGGCUUCGCUAACUUCGCCAGCGCCCUGCAGACGAUUCUGGUGAUCAUACAGAGCGCGUCUAGCUACUAUGUGAUUGCUGAAGCAAGCAGUGUGCUGGGCCCGAUAGCCUAUUUCGCUUUGCUAGGCCUCUUCCAUUGGGUCAUGCUUCUCAUGUUCGUCGCCAUCUUGGACGACGCUUAUCACGAGUCUAUGGCCGAGCAGAAAGGCGGGAAGACCGAAAACGAGAAGGUUGCGGACAUGAUGAUACAGCGGGUUAAAACAGCCGCACUCACAGUCGCUUCAUGCGGGAGGAGAGAAAACAGAUCGAAGACGUAUGAAGUUCGCAGGAGACCAACUGAACAGGAGCUACUGGACAUAUUCAACGGGCCCGAACUGAUCCGGAUGGUGGAGGAAAAGAGCAACAGUAAUCAGACCUUUGAAUUCGUGCUGGAUGACCUACAGGGGAAUAGAGAAUCAACCACGGACGAACCUUAUAAUUCUGAAAGCAACACAAGAAAGCCAACAGCGAGAGAGCCUGACUGUAAGACGCUUGGCUACAACCCAGUGCUGUUGUCCGAGCAGGACAUAGCUGACGUUUUUGUAGGACCAGGAGUGCUGAAGUUCCAAUCAUCUAAAGAUUCGGAUGGGGCUUCUGUCGUUGAGUUCCAGUUCUGACUUCUAAACGGCCGUUGUUGUGGAAAUUUAGGGUCAAAUUAAAUAGUAGAUGUCAAGUUCCAUGACCUGUAUGUACACAACAGAAAAUAAGUAAGCCAUUACGAUUUAAAUCCUUUUCCGCGAUAUUGGUGGGUAACUUGAUUGCAGAGCAGCUAGUUGAAGUUUUUAAUCCAACGCAGUCCGAUGAAAAAUCUAUAUAGUUACAACAUGAUUGUAGGAAACCGUAUGCGUUAUGUCGUCAACUUUUGUUUGUAAAUUACAUCACCAUCAUUCUCUUGACCCCAACGAGGCUGAGUCCAUACACUACUGUAGACCGCACCAGUGUAUCCGCCAUAGCCGCUGUCAGGUCCUUCUCGGCAAGCCCGUCGGCAAGGCCGAACUGUUUUCGUGCAGUUCACGAUUUUCAACACCAACAAGAACCUGUUUUCCAUCAUGGAGUCCUUUACAGAAUUUCCAUAGUUGACUCUGAAAAUAGAAAUGUCAUAAGGGAAGCUAUACCCGAACAUACAAGUAAACUGAAUAUAAUCUGGAGUUCUGAUAAGAUAACAACAGUACAAGCUUUUCGCCCUCUCCUGCUGGAGAUGAUGUAUAGUAAGAAAGGUCCCAUGACAACAGGCCAAGGUACCAGUUGGGGUUUAUGUAGCUGUAAAAGGUAUAAGCAGAGUUGGAUAAUGUCUGUUUCUUGAAAUAGACGUGUGCAAUAUAAGGGCAAUAUGUCUAGGGCAUAUGUGUUCCAGUUUCUGUACCUUCGCGAAAAAAGAAUACUUAAAACAGAGGAACCAACGGCAUGGUAUUUCAUUAAUAAAUAAAAUGAAUACACGAGCUUCA
Molecule: messenger RNA, 10863 nt
Organism: Branchiostoma floridae (Florida lancelet)
Lineage: Eukaryota; Metazoa; Chordata; Leptocardii; Amphioxiformes; Branchiostomatidae
Exons: 52
Coding region: 1-10035 (3344 amino acids)
Biological process (GO): detection of mechanical stimulus
Cellular component (GO): membrane
Molecular function (GO): calcium channel activity; protein binding; calcium ion binding
Source: RefSeq, a predicted model, not a curated record